AUGUUACCUCGUACCUCCCUAUGGUGGUUUGGGACGAACCUAUUAUAUCCUGGGAGAACAUCAUAUCUGGUCGAUGAAUCCUCAAGAACUUUCUUCGAGAAGAAUGGAGAUGGGGGUGGCCCUUCAGAAUGUGACAACCAGUACCAUUCUGAUGACACACCAAUAGUUGCACUCUCCACUGGAUGGUUCAACCACAAGAGCAGGUGCCACAAGAAGAUCACCAUACACGGCAAUGGCAAGAGUGUGGAGGCCAUGGUAGUUGAUGAGUGUGACUCCACCAUGGGGUGUGAUGCAGACCAUGAUUAUCAACCUCCUUGUACCAACAACAUUGUUGAUGCAUCAAAGGCUGUGUGGGAAGCUUUGGGUGUGCCUCAUGACCAGUGGGGUGGAUUACAAAUCACUUGGUCUGAUGCUUAA
Sphenostylis stenocarpa is the source of this 417-nucleotide messenger RNA. NCBI's taxonomy places the organism in Eukaryota, Viridiplantae, Streptophyta, Magnoliopsida, Fabales, Fabaceae. The record is from the annotation of a GenBank genome assembly.